Messenger RNA from Phascolarctos cinereus (koala), 3161 nucleotides. RefSeq names its product scavenger receptor cysteine rich family member with 4 domains (gene SSC4D). Gene Ontology annotation, molecular function: serine-type endopeptidase activity. The record is from RefSeq and is a predicted model, not a curated record. Gene Ontology annotation, biological process: zymogen activation. Gene Ontology annotation, cellular component: plasma membrane. Lineage: Eukaryota; Metazoa; Chordata; Mammalia; Diprotodontia; Phascolarctidae.
GUGGGGAUUUCCAGCCACUCCAACCCCCCCGAGCCCGGCUUCCCCCAUCUGGAGAGGCGACCAGUGGGCAGGGGACAGAUGAGCGAUUUCCUUCUUCUCCCUUCCUCUUUCUGUUUUUUCCUUCCAUUUAUUUUUGUAGAAAAAAAGCUUUCUGUAUUUCCCCCACCCACCCCCAGUGUGGCCUCCCUCAGGGGAGAGGAAGCAAUGACUCCUGACUUGUAUUGAUUGAUUUUUUAAUCACCAGCUGUUUCUAAGGGGGAGGAGGAGGAGGGAAGAGGGGAAGAAGGAGGCGGAAGACAAAUAAAGCUGAAGAAAUCCCAGCCAGCGCCGCUCCCCCAGGGCCUUGACCUGGACGUCCAGAUGUUCCAGCUGUGACUUCUCCACUCCCCGGAGAGACCCUCUGAAGACGCUCCAAAUCCAAAGAGAGAAGCAGAAAUGAGAAUUGGUCCCUGCCCAGUUCAGACGAGCAGAGGGUGGAGACCAGAAGAAAGGAAUACCAUCUGCCCCAUCCUCCUACCUGCCCUGGCCUUUCUCUUCCUGCCGUUGGGCAGCACCCUGCAGCCUACUCCAUUACCCUUUCCAGAGGUGAGGCUGGUGGGGGGACCCAGCCGCUGCCAGGGCCGGCUGGAGAUCUUGUACAAUGGCUCCUGGGGGACCGUGUGCGAUGAUGACUGGGACGUGGUAGAUGCCAACGUAGUCUGCCGCCAGCUGGGCUGCGGGUAUGCCCUGCCCGUGCCCUUGCCCCUUGUCUUUGGCCAGGGCCGGGGCCCCAUCCAACUGGACAACGUGGACUGCAAGGGCCAGGAGGCGGCCCUGAGUGAGUGUGGUAGCCGUGGCUGGGGUGUCCAUAACUGCUAUCACUACGAGGAUGUGGCCGUCAUGUGUGAUGAGCUCUUACCAACGGUGGCCAGGAAAGUGUUAACAAGCAGAGCCCCCAUCACCGUCACCCCAAAGAAUGGGAUAGGUGAUGGCAGCAUCCGCCUAGUGAGAGGCACCAACCCCUGUCAAGGCCGGGUGGAGAUCCUGCAUGGCGGUACAUGGGGCACUGUGUGUGAUGAUGACUGGGGGCUCCCAGAUGCCACUGUGGUCUGCCGCCAACUGGACUGUGGCAGCGCCGUGGCUUCGAAGACCAAUGCCUACUUUGGCUAUGGCACAGGCCACAUCUUGCUAGACAACGUCCACUGCGAUGGCCGAGAGCUGCGGCUGGCAGCGUGUCCCAGCCUGGGGUGGGGGAUCCACAACUGUGGGCACCACGAGGAUGCUGGUGUCAUCUGCUCAGGACACAGUGUCCCCACUAUUAUGUCCUCACCAUCCCUGGUCACCCAUGAUGGCAAGGUCAGGCUCACCGAACCAGCCACAGUAACAGAAGCUGCUGUGGAGCCCACUAGGGAAACCACUAUCCUUACCAUGGCCCCAGGAAAGAAAAGUGGCCGUCUCCGCCUGGUCAGCGGGAGUGGACCCUGCCAGGGCCGUGUGGAGGUUCUCCAUGAAAGCCGCUGGGGCACUGUGUGUGAUGAUGACUGGGACUUUGCCGAUGCCCAGGUAGUGUGCCGGGAGGCGGGCUGCGGGAGAGCGGUGGGGGCCACUGUCCUGGCCUACUUCGGCUAUGGGAAGGGCCCUGUCUUACUGGACAACGUGGACUGCACGGGCAUGGAGACCCACCUGGCAGACUGUUUCCACCUGGGCUGGGGCCAGCACAAUUGUGGACACCAUGAGGAUGCUGGUGCCAUCUGUAGGGAGCCAGGGGUAGAAGAGUCAGGACAACAGAUCUGGCAGGAUGUUCCUGAGACGACAACAAAGGUGAUUGCCAGUGUACCUCCCAGGGAUGGCCAUCUCCGCCUGGCAAAUGGCAGUCACCGGUGUGAGGGUCGGGUGGAGCUAUAUCUCCUGCGUCAGUGGGGCACCAUUUGUGAUGAUGCCUGGGACUUGCGGGCUGUGGGGGUGGUGUGCCGCCAGCUGGGCUGUGGGGAGGCCCUGGCGGCCCCUGGAGAGGCUCAGUAUGGCCCAGGCCAGGGCCUCAUCCUCCUGGACAACGUCAAAUGUCGGGGCAAUGAGGCCUCUCUGCUCCGAUGCUCUCACAUCCGAUGGAACGCACACAACUGUGACCAUGCUGAGGAUGCUGGGGCCCAGUGCCAGCCACGGUGAUCCCUCUCAUCUCCGCCCUCUGGCUCUCUUCCCAGCAGCCCUCCAUAGCCUUGGGUGCAAGAGCAAGGCUCCCCCACCUCUCCAUGGGAAAGGGCCCUCACUGACGCCAGGGGUCCCCUCCUGUGGAGUGGGGACAGGGGCUCACACACAUCCAGACAAUGCCAGACAAAAAAAAUAACCCCAGGUUGGAGUUUUCAUCCCUUCUCCAUCACAUACUCAUUUCACAUCCCUGGGCCUCAGUCUCCCCCAUUUGUAUCAUGGGGGAGGAAACAUCCCCACCCUCGCCUCAGUUAUUGGAGCUACAGUGAACUCAAAGCCAAGGUGCCUACAAAAAUGAGAGGGGCGUCUUGGAUCGCAGCAAUGCUUCCCCCUUCCUGGGAUUACUGGGCCUGGUGACGUGGCCAGAUUCCUCUCCUUCCUGGGUCCGAAAGACAAAGAUCUUCAGGGAUUCUGAUCAGCACUGGGGGAAGGGACCAGGGGAGGAACGAGUUCCUCGGAGGUGGGGGUGGGGGCUUCAGUAGGACUUAUAGCCUCAACUCGGACACCCUUAGGAGCAUCAUGGGGAAAGACCCUCCCCCUCCUAAGAGCUCCCACCUCAGGACUAUGCUUAUCUCUCUCUGAGAAGGGGCUGGCCAGGCAUACCCCUAUCCCCACCUCUGGCCUGGGUCUUUCCCCUCCUCCCUACCCCAACAAGGGCCCUCACAAAUGGUGCUUGGAGCAUGGCGGAUGUGGAUGACAGUGUCUUCAUUUGGGGGACAAGGCUGUCAAAGACAGUGAUCGUGGCUGUAUGGCGCUCUCUGUCCCUGCCUCAAAGGUCCCCUCAUCAGGUGCAGGGGUGGAAAAUCCUCUUGUCCCCAUGAGGAAGGGGAAACUCAGGAGCAAGGGAGUGAUUUCUCUAUCCCUUGGCACCCUUUCCUCCUACAGGACACAGCACCCACCUCCCCACUGGGCAAGUCAGUAGUCAGGGGCCCUGAGCCUCCACGCCAGGCAGGGAAUCUGUAGCCACCAAGUUAUAG